AUGUCGAUGUCGUUUGGAGCGAACUUGCUGCGCACAUUUCGUGUGCUUGGCAUUGGCAUUUUUGUCCUCAUAACCUUCAAGUUCAUGUUCUCCAAGCAAAUUCUUGAUUGCGACACUGCACGCCCUCCCAUGCUGACGACUUCGUCUUUACCUUUGAAGACCCAGGAGCCUUUCCACUUUGAAGGCUUCACGCCCGUGUCUGUGUCAUUGGGAGCAAACCCAGCGGUAUUGGACCGGGCAAUGAAGGCGCCCGGUUGCCAGUUGCCGCUGUUGUGCGCGUGGUCCGUGGCAACCCAGGUGCGGGACGAAGAGUUUUUGAAAACUACUGCCACGUAUCAUUUGUUUUUGAGAAAGCAAGGGGACCAAAAAGCUCUAGACACUGGCGGAUCAAAUUUUCAGCACGGACCUGUUGGAGAGCAAGGCUUGGAAGUAAUGCGGGAUAGACUCAACGAUCUGUAUGAAGAGAAGAAGCUGGCAGAUUUGAGCCUUCCUUUAUUGAGUAUUCCCAGCAAUAUUCAUGUAAUUCCAAUGGGUGCAGAGCCAUAUUUUCGACGAACGUUGCGAGAUGCAGACAUGGUACUGGAAGGCUUGUGGCUAGCAGGCGUCAUUCCACAUCAUGGUUCCUGGCUUGACUUUGGAGGAUCUCAUGGUCGUGUAACGCGAGUGCUGGCCUCUGCAUUCCCACAAGCUGAAUGGCAUUGCAGUGAUCCCAUUCUUGAUUCCAUUGACUGGGGGAAGAGCAACAUCCAGAAUGUCCAUUUUCACCAGAGCGAACAGGAUCCACCUAUGUCUGGGUUCAGCAGUGGCCAGCUGGACGGGGUGUAUGCCAUCUCGAUUUGGAGCCACUACAGCGAAGAAUCUGCUCUGGCCUGGUUUCAUGAAAUGCACCGGAUUUUGAAACCCGGAGGCAUCCUGUGGUUCUCCACGCACGGCUUCCAAUCGAUCAAUUAUGGUAGUUUGGACGGCGCAGUUCAAAAAAGCCACCGUGAAGAAAUGCUGGCAGCCUUGUAUUUGACCGGUUUCUUCUAUUUUCCAAUGUUCGGUGCCAAAGGUGACUGGCACCUGUCAGACGGCGCUCAAGGGACCAAAUGGGGAUUUGCAGCCAUGACUACAGAAUGGCUUGCUGCCCGGCUGCUCAAUGUUGACAGGCGCUGGACGCUCUUGUAUUUCGGUCCGGGGCGAAAUGAAAAGAACCAGGAUGUCUAUGUCCUACGACGUACAUGAUUUGAUCGUGUAACGCAAGCGGCUGCAGAU
Molecule: messenger RNA, 1254 nt
Organism: Cladocopium goreaui
Lineage: Eukaryota; Dinophyceae; Suessiales; Symbiodiniaceae
Source: the annotation of a GenBank genome assembly